UGAUUAAUGGAAGGCGCUUAAGUGAUGGAUAUCAAGCCUCACUCUUCAAGUAAUAAGACAAAGAGGAGGAGGAGGAAAAGCAAAGGAAAGAGAUCGACUGAUAGGCACAGUGACCCCGAGCUACUCCUAAAAGAAGGAGAGAUAGAAAGAGAUCAUCAUGGUUGGGACAGUCUUGAUGAAAGAUGGCUGCCGCUAGACGAGCGAGGGGCAGCGAUAGACGAGAUGGAGGUCACCUCUAAAAGACUCUCAAGUCUUAACGUAACUUGUGAUCCCCCUAAAGGCUCGACCCCUCCUCCUCACAACAAUAAUUCCUCCAUUCCUAGUGAACUGGAGACCGAGAAUACUAGUACAUACGUUUGUGUGAGCAGCGAUUUACAGAAGAGAUAUUCGCGAAAGAGAAUCUACAGACGCAAUAGGAAGAGAGCAAAGAAAGCAAAAUGUGACGACGACCUCUUACUCUCCGUGGCUUCAACAUCUGCUCCUUUUUCCGAUUUUAAAAGAGUUCCAAACUUAUUAGAAUCCCCUCAGUUCUCUAUCGCUCACCAGAGUAUAAUCAGACUCGGUAAAUUUCAUCAGUCCGGGAUACUUACCGAUGACAGUCAAACUGGUUUGACUAGUCAUUACGGUUUAAGCGAUGAAACGAGUUCACGCGCUGUCACAGAGUCAGAUUCACCUGGCAUCCCUGAUGAUAUUUUGAUGUAUGAGGAAUCCACUAAUUCUGAAGGUCACAGUAAAAUGGAAGCUAAAGAAAGCAGCGAAUCCUCUUUAUCUCUCACACCAAAGAUGGCAAACACUGGUGGGAGCACCAACAACACCACUAAUGGUUCCUCAGCAGAGUCUGUCAUACUCCGAGUCUCUUUGAAAAACCCCAGCGACACCACGGGGAGUACCUCUACCAGCGACAGUGGCUGUGAUGGCGAUGAUGAGGAGAGUAGUGCUGAAGUCACGAGAGCUCUGCUGGUUGGGGGAAACUCGUCUUCUUGCGGUACUAGGCAUCCAUUUUGGAGCACAUACAGUGAAUCUAGUGCUGACGAGAUUUGUGACGAUGAAGACAAAUAUCAGCAUAUCCUUAAGCCGCUGUUUGGUAGAGAUGGAAGGCAGGUUUUUGAUUUCAGUGCGACUUCUAAUCUUUUAGAGUAUAGAGGAGGAGGAGAGGGAGGAGGAAGAUUCAAGCAUCCUCAGUUGUGUGGUGCUCAAUGUAGAAAGGGAAGUGGUCGAAAAUAUCGUAAAAAGCCACCUCCUCUUUCUCCCGCCAUUGCAUCCCCAUUAGAAUUAAGCCGUAGGAUUAGUGAUUUCGUUAGCGAAGGAUUGACUGGACCGUCAGAGCUACAGUUACCGAUGCUUAGUAGAAGCUUGUGUCAUGUGGCUUCGAGACUAUCAGAAGUACAUUCUCUUGAUUGCCUUGUCUCUCAUGGUAAACGAUUGCUACCUGUUGCAGCACCUUUGCUGAGGAAAACCCCCUCCACCCACCUUGGGGAUAAAUCAAAAAUUGAUACAAUACUAAUGGAAUACGAGACCUCAUUUACUAAUAGAAGAGAUAAGACAGAGAAAUGCCCUGCUUUACCUAUCUGUGUUCCACUUUCUACUCUGCCAAGUGGUGAAAGCCCUGGUUUAUCUCUGAGGCAAGAAGCACCUCCAAUCGGUGAAGCUAGUGUAACAUUAAUGAAUGUCGGCUGGAAUCAACCAAAGGAAGAAGCAAUGGUCUCUGGAGAAGACUUAAUGAUUGAGCCUGUAAUGACUUCUAAUAAUAAAACUGGUCUGAGCCUUAAGUGUAAUUAAUUAUACUAAACUUCUAAUUUCUAUAAUCUAAAACUAAUGUACAUGUAAUCAUGUAUACAGUCUUUCAUUGUUUGAUACUAAUCAUAUCCAAUUCUA
Molecule: messenger RNA, 1875 nt
Organism: Amphimedon queenslandica
Lineage: Eukaryota; Metazoa; Porifera; Demospongiae; Haplosclerida; Niphatidae
Exons: 2
Coding region: 25-1779 (584 amino acids)
Source: RefSeq, a predicted model, not a curated record